AUGUUUACCGGAACUCAACCUAGUUUACAUGGAUAUACCAUUAGCGAUGCUCAGAAAAGUGUCUUAAUUCCGGACGAAAUAAAUGAGCAGCUGCAGUUACAAUUGGAAUCAUUGGGACUGGAUCAAGAAACGUAUAGAAGACUAUUUUCAAAGCCACGAUCAAGAAACUCGACUUCUAAUACAGCCAUAUCUACCGAAAGAGAAAGCCUGCAUGUUUUAGGUACUUCUGUUCAAGGACAAACCCUCCGAACAGACAGUAACAUAGAAAAUCCAAUACACUUUCAAAUCAGAGUGAAUGAGCCCAUCAUAAAGAGGUCAAAUUUGCCACCUUACCAACAUGUACCCUUCCCAAUCAUAACUACUUCCAGGAUUUUUGAGAAUGAAUACAUUAUGGUAACCAGAAGGUAUGCAGAUUUCAGAUGGCUUUAUAGACAGUUACAAAAUAAUCAUUGGGGUAAGAUAAUACCUGUCCCACCUCCAUUGGAGAUAUUAUCUGAUCUCCGGUCUGUACGAAGAUGGAUGGAAUCAAUGCUUCAUAUAAUUAUGAACGAUAGUGGAUUGCAAAAUGAUAAAGAUUUCCAUAUGUUUCUCACUUGUGAUAAUUUUGAACCGAAUGCCAAAUCUAGAGAAUAUGUAUCCAAAUCAGGGGCUUGUGAUGAUAAUAAUGAUCUAUCCGAGAUCCACAUAAGUAUGAUAAAAUUGUUUGGAGAAGAAGAUGGUAAUAAAAUAUUGAAGGAAGGCGGCAUCGAUGGCGCCUAUCAAAAUCACAAUAUUAUUAGUUCCUUUAUGAAUUCUGUACCGAAGUAUUCAGAACCGGAUGAAUGGUUCGAUAAACGACUAGAGUCUAUAAGUUCUUUACAGAUACAGUUAUCUGAAUUGAAUAAAGCUUUGAAAUUGGCUUCCAACCAAAGAGAUGAUGUGGUGUCUGUAAUUAAUGAAUUUUCGAUAAUUAUCAAUUCGCUGUCCGAUUUAGAGGGAACUAAACAAGGAUCAACUCUUUUCCAUAAUUAUGCUAAUAUUUUUGAAAAUCAACGAGAUUUCUUAAAGUCAUACUCGGAUGAGGAACGAAUGUUGAAGAUAGAGUAUUUAGAAUUCUAUAAAUACUCUUUGGAAAGUAUGAAAGCAAUACUAAACCAACGAUCGAAAUUGGGUUAUUUUAUGACUGUAGUGAAGGCUGAUAUGAGCAAGAGUAAGAUCCUUCUAGAGAAACAGAACGUUUCUACUGAAAAUACAGAAAAUGCUAAAAGUGAGAAGUUAAUACAACUUGAACAAGAAUGUCAUAUACUAGAACGAAGAUACCACAUCUUAAUUGAACAAUGGGAGCAGAUAUCUUCCGUGAUCAAAGAAGAAGUUUCAAAGUUUAAUGUUGAGGUUGCAAACACAUUUAGAGCCAAUGUCGCUGAUUUGUUAAAAAGUUUUAUUAAUUUGCAAAAGGAAAAUAUCGACUCUUUUACAACGUUCCAAAGCUCGAAUUAG
This is a messenger RNA of Naumovozyma dairenensis CBS 421, 1476 nucleotides long. RefSeq lists its product as uncharacterized. Lineage: Eukaryota; Fungi; Ascomycota; Saccharomycetes; Saccharomycetales; Saccharomycetaceae. Gene Ontology annotation, biological process: protein retention in Golgi apparatus; retrograde transport, endosome to Golgi. Gene Ontology annotation, molecular function: phosphatidylinositol binding. Gene Ontology annotation, cellular component: endosome. The record is from RefSeq and is a predicted model, not a curated record. The transcript has a single exon. The coding region runs from base 1 to 1476 and encodes 491 amino acids.